UUGCAAAAAAAAAAAAAGGAAUCUCUCGUGUGUUAUUUCAUUUGAACUCAAAGCGUUUCUGCGUAAGAACACAGGAGAAAGGGCGAGAACCUUCGAAAGAGAGAAGUAGACGGAGGAGAAGAAGAUGUCGUGGCAAUCAUACGUCGAUGACCACUUGAUGUGCGAUGUUGAAGGCAACUGCCUCUCCGCCGCCGCAAUCCUCGGCCAAGACGGCAGUGUCUGGGCUCAGAGCUCCAAUUUCCCUCAGUUCAAGCCCGAAGAGAUAACUGCAAUCAUGAAAGACUUUGAUGAGCCCGGAACUCUUGCUCCUACCGGCUUAUUUCUUGGUGGUACCAAAUAUAUGGUUAUCCAAGGUGAGCCAGGAGCUGUUAUCCGAGGAAAGAAGGGACCUGGGGGUGUGACUAUCAAGAAGACGACCCAAGCUCUGGUUAUUGGCAUCUAUGACGAGCCAAUGACACCAGGCCAAUGCAACAUGGUCGUGGAAAGGCUCGGUGACUACCUCAUCGAGUCUGGUCUUUAAACGGCGAAUCUGCACUCUUCGAUUUGAAGGUUCUAUUACGUUAUAAACAAAAUUCUCUCCUCUAUUCUUCUAUGAUUUGAUUGUAAUGCCAAACAGAACAGAAGAAACAGCCGAGCUUGCUUGAUGGUUUUGUGAUGUUUCCGGAGUCAUCGUGAUAUGUGGUUUUUGAUGAUCGUUUCCUGUUGUAUUGAGUGAUGCAUCUCUCUUGGGGGUUUCAUGUUUACAAUAGUUUUGGUUUUCUGUAUCAUUUUUCUAGUUGUCUUGAAUGCAAUGAUGGGUUUCGGUUU
Molecule: messenger RNA, 807 nt
Organism: Tarenaya hassleriana
Lineage: Eukaryota; Viridiplantae; Streptophyta; Magnoliopsida; Brassicales; Cleomaceae
Product: profilin
Exons: 3
Coding region: 125-520 (131 amino acids)
Cellular component (GO): cell cortex
Molecular function (GO): actin monomer binding
Source: RefSeq, a predicted model, not a curated record